Molecule: messenger RNA, 300 nt
Organism: Candidula unifasciata
Lineage: Eukaryota; Metazoa; Mollusca; Gastropoda; Stylommatophora; Geomitridae
Source: the annotation of a GenBank genome assembly
AUGUGGACUGAACAAAAAAGAUUCGAGAUUCUUCGAGUGACAUCUCCAUACCAACCGACACUCGGGGCUAACAAGGCAUGGGUCAGGGUGUUCUUAAAAGCAACAAUCAAUGUACAGAAUGCCACGAAUCAAUAUAACGCAGGUCCCUGCUUAUCUGGGGCUCAUUUAUGGUCAGUGACAUGUGUCCUCCAGAUUAAUCAAUGUUCAGGUUUUUAUAUCGUGGCAUUUGACUCACUACGCAACAGGAGUCCAUUCUUGAAACUCGGAGAUGAGAUGUUCUUAGAAGAGAUGCUGGGGUAA